ACCCUCCCUCACUCACUCUAAACCUCAUUCGUAAUCCCAAACACUUCGUUUCGAAGUGAAACGAAGUUUCGAAACGAAGUGUUGCUAUCAACGGAGGAGCGCCUCCACCGGAAAAAAACUCUCCGGCGAUAGUUCCGCCAAACCUCUUUCGUUCUCCGGCGCGAUCGUGGAUUCAAUCGCCCGAUUCCAGUUUCUCAUUCUAGUUGAUCGAGUUCGUAGGGUUUUAUGGUGCUUCCUUGGACACACGGUGGCGAUUUGCAUUACUCAGUGGGUGGUGGCACGGUGAAUUAUUGAGUCUGAUCAUACUCGUUUUUAAAAAUCAGAGAGAAAUGUCUUAUCAGCAUAAAAGCUUUUGGAUGCCACGGGAUGCUGGCUGCAUGGCUGAAGAAAAUGCGGGAUAUGAAAAUUCUUCCAGAAUUGAACCCAAGCGCAGUCAUCAGUGGUUUAUGGAUACAGGUGAACCUGAAAUAUUCAGCAACAAGAAACAAGCAGUUGAAGCUGUUAGUGGCAGGCCAAUUUCUGGAGUUUCACAUGCAAAUGUUUCCCAAUGGGACACCAAUUCAGGAUUUCACUCAGUCACAAGUCAAUUUUCUGACCGUCUUUUUGGAUCUGAUCUUGCUAGGACUGUGAAUUUGGUUGAUAAGAAUGUGCCAUCUAUUGUAAGUGGAAAUCUGAACAUGGGAAGGAAAGAUUUUGAGCAUCAAUUUGGUAAUGAUCCUUCUGUGGGAUUGUCAAUAUCCCAUUCCAUAGCAGACCCUUCAUCAUGUCUCAAUUUUGGUGGCAUCAGAAAAGUUAAAGUUAAUCAAGUCAGAGAUUCUGACAACUGCAUGCCUGCUGCAUCCAUGGAGCCCUCCUAUAGUAGGGAAGAUAAUAGUACAAUUUCAGUAGGUGCUGGCUACAAUAAGAAUGAUGGCGACAAUAUUUCAUUGGGUCCUACUUAUAACAAUGGAAAUGACAACACCAUUGCUAUGGGGAGCAGAAUUAGUAAGACUGACGACAAUCUUUCAAUGGCUCACACCUUCAGUAAAGGGGAUGGGGGUUUUAUGUUGAUGGGCCACAAUUAUGGCAAGGGAGAUGAAAGUAUCGUAUCAAUGGGUCAGCCCUUUGACAAGGGAGAUGGAAAUUUCAUAUCAAUGGGUCAAUCAUAUGAGAAGGAAGAUGGCAAUUUAAUAUCUCUGGGCACCUCAUAUACCAAGGUACAUGAAAGCUUUAUACCAGUUGGUCCAACCUAUGGUAAAUCAGGAGAAAAUUUCAUAACUGUUGCUCCUUAUGACAAGGGUACUAAUCAUAUAAUAUCAAUGGGUCCAACAUAUGAUAAGGUGGAUUCAAAUAUUGCAUCAACAGUUCCAUCAUAUGACAGAGGAGAUUCUAGUUCCUUACUUGUGGGUCAAAACCACCAUAAGGGUCAGAGCAGUUCCAUUUCUUUUGGAGGUUUUCAUGAUGACCCUGAACCAAAUACCCCUGGUGGAAUCAUUAGUGGCUAUGAUCUGUUGAUAGGAGGCCAGAACUCAGCUCAAGGAUUGGAUAGCCAGAACGACCUGACUGAGACAAACACUGAAUCACUUGUAAAUAGCAUUCCAAAACCCAAUACUAAAAAUGAUAUUGUUGUUAAGAACAAAGAGCCAAAGACAACCAAGAAGGCUCCUACUAACAACUUCCCUUCAAAUGUCAAAAGUUUGCUUUCAACUGGUAUUUUUGAUGGUGUUCAGGUGAAAUAUGUUUCGUGGUCACGGGAGAAAAGUCUUAAGGGAAUAAUAAAAGGAACUGGGUAUUUGUGUUCAUGUGACAACUGCAACCAGUCAAAGGCUCUUAAUGCUUACGAGUUUGAGCGUCAUGCUGGUGCUAAGACAAAACAUCCUAACAAUCACAUAUACUUUGAGAAUGGAAAAACCAUCUAUGCUGUUGUUCAAGAGCUGAAAAAUACUAAUCAGGAUAUGCUUUUUGAUGCUAUUCAAAAUGUGACUGGCUCUACCAUCAACCAAAAGAACUUUCGAAUAUGGAAAGCAUCAUACCAAGCUGCUACUCGGGAGCUUCAGCGUAUCUAUGGAAAGGAUGAAGUGGUCAUUCCUUCAUGAGUUCCAUUUUCUUCUUGAAAGUUCAGAACAGUGGUAGAUAUGUAAUCUGUUCAUAGUGAGUGAUUGGCAGGCUAAUAUUUUAAAAGACUAUUUAAAAUUGAAAAGUUUUAGCCAAUGCUUCUUGUAGGAACUCGAUUGUUUUAUUUAUGGUAAUGAAGAUGUCUCUUUUGUGAUUCA
Molecule: messenger RNA, 2252 nt
Organism: Glycine soja
Lineage: Eukaryota; Viridiplantae; Streptophyta; Magnoliopsida; Fabales; Fabaceae
Exons: 6
Coding region: 330-2075 (581 amino acids)
Source: RefSeq, a predicted model, not a curated record